This is a messenger RNA of Lathyrus sativus (Indian pea), 552 nucleotides long. The record is from the annotation of a GenBank genome assembly. NCBI's taxonomy places the organism in Eukaryota, Viridiplantae, Streptophyta, Magnoliopsida, Fabales, Fabaceae.
AUGUCUUUCUCAAGCAACCGCCGGAACACGGAUAUGAUGAAGCUGAUGAUGGCUAAUUACAAAGUGGAGACGGAGAAUGACUCCAUGCACGAGUUCUUUGUGGAAUUUCACGGGCCUGAAAACACUCUUUAUCAAGGAGGUGUGUGGAAAAUAAGAGUGGAGUUACCUGAAACUUAUCCUUUUACCUCUCCUUCUAUUGGUUUUACCAACAAAAUUUACCAUCCUAAUGUUGACGAAAUAUCUGGGGCAGUUUGCUUAGAUGUUCUUAACCAGACUUGGAGUCCAAUAUGUGAUCUUGUUAUUGUGUUCGAAUCGUUUCUUCCUCAACUUCUUAUCUACCCCAAUGAAUUUGAUCCAUUGAAUAGGGAUGCCGCUGCCUUGAUGAUGCAAGACAGUGCUGCAUAUGAUCUAAAAGUCAAAGAAUACUGUGAAAGAUAUGCCAAGCCAGAAGAUAUUGGAGCUUCUGAGGAAGAUUCUAGUGAUGAAGAGCUGAGUGAAGAUGAUGAUUCUGCAUCGAAUGAUGACGGCGUUGCUGGCCAACCUGAUCCCUAA